Molecule: messenger RNA, 830 nt
Organism: Mesocricetus auratus (golden hamster)
Lineage: Eukaryota; Metazoa; Chordata; Mammalia; Rodentia; Cricetidae
Gene: Arhgdia
Product: Rho GDP dissociation inhibitor alpha
Exons: 6
Coding region: 157-771 (204 amino acids)
Biological process (GO): Rho protein signal transduction
Cellular component (GO): membrane; cytosol; cytoplasm
Molecular function (GO): protein binding; Rho GDP-dissociation inhibitor activity
Source: RefSeq, a predicted model, not a curated record
CCUGGACCCUCCCGGUGUCGGACCACCGCUUUAUCUGUGUCUUUGGCGGACACCUCUCGGAGGGACGACGACGGCGCGGGGCCUUGUGGCCGGGCUGUCCCCUGACCACUGCGCAGCGACUGCAAGGGAUUCGAGUAUCCCAGGUUAGAGGUGAGCAUGGCAGAGCAGGAGCCCACCGCUGAGCAGCUUGCCCAGAUAGCGGCGGAGAAUGAGGAAGAUGAGCACUCUGUCAACUACAAGCCCCCAGCCCAGAAGAGCAUCCAGGAGAUCCAGGAACUGGACAAGGACGACGAGAGCCUUCGAAAGUACAAGGAGGCCCUGCUGGGCCGAGUGGCUGUCUCUGCAGACCCCAAUGUCCCCAACGUCGUUGUGACCCGCCUGACCUUGGUGUGCAGCACCUCCCCGGGCCCUCUGGAACUGGACCUGACAGGUGAUCUGGAGAGCUUCAAGAAACAGUCGUUUGUGUUGAAGGAAGGUGUGGAGUACCGGAUAAAGAUCUCUUUCCGGGUGAACAGAGAGAUCGUGUCAGGCAUGAAGUACAUCCAGCACACAUACAGGAAAGGGGUCAAAAUUGACAAGACCGACUACAUGGUCGGGAGCUAUGGACCCCGGGCUGAGGAGUAUGAGUUCCUGACACCCAUGGAGGAGGCCCCCAAAGGCAUGCUUGCUCGGGGCAGUUACAACAUCAAGUCCCGCUUCACAGACGAUGACAAGACUGACCACCUGUCCUGGGAGUGGAAUCUCACCAUCAAAAAGGAAUGGAAGGACUGAGCUCCAGCUGGGAGGCGGGCAGGGCGACGGACAGACAGAAGGACCGACAUGCCCCACCC